Messenger RNA from Theileria equi strain WA, 1104 nucleotides. RefSeq lists its product as hypothetical. The transcript has 2 exons. Lineage: Eukaryota; Apicomplexa; Aconoidasida; Piroplasmida; Theileriidae. The coding region runs from base 1 to 1104 and encodes 367 amino acids. The record is from RefSeq and is a predicted model, not a curated record.
AUGAGGAUUAUAACAGUAGUUUGUGGAGAUGAUAAAUUGGAGAAUGGAUUAAGUUCCGGCAAUCUUUGUGAAGAUGGCGAACCAGUUCAGCCAGCUGAACAGACCCUAACCAUGCAAGAUAAGACCAACCCUCUGCCCACAGAUCUUCCUUUAGAGAGCGUAUCCAAAAAAGAAGAAUCAGACACUUGUAAACAAGAAGUUCCUGAAAAGGAACAAACUAGACGGUCUGUAGAAUCUAGGGAUGUAUCCGUUCAAACUGAACCAAUGAGCUGCCAUACAGGCAUGUAUCUUAUGCAAUCUAUAUAUGACUCUGAUGAACAAACUGCGAGUUCUGGAGAUGAAUGGGUUUAUCCAGAGCUGAAAACGCCCCAAAGAGUAACAAUUGACAUUACUGAGAAAAGGAUGGAUCUUUACAAGACGAUCCAUUACGAAUGUGAGCAGAAUUCAAUCAGGUUAAUCCUUCCGCAUAAAGAUAUAAGGGUGGAUAAAGUUGCAAGUGAUGGAAUCAUAUUAAGUGAGUUCUCUUCCACUGAAGCACUCGAAUAUAUCAAGGCAUAUCUCAACAUUGAUGGUAAGCCAGAGCUUGUGAUUGUCAUGUUUACUGACAACGGUAACUUGCGUAGUAGAAAUUACGCUAGAAAAAAGGAGGAAUGGGAACGUAACAGCUACAAUUACAUCACAAUGAUAAAGGAUUUACAGUUUGAUGUGUCUAUGAGCUGCAAUUGUCUCAUAGAUGUUGGAUGUGCAGUAGAUAAUGAGAAUUGCACGAUAUUUGAUGCAGAUAUUCUUGGACUUUAUACACGUUUUUUCUUUCCAAAAUCUGGACAUGUUGCUAGAGAGGUAAGGUACAAUCAACAGAUCCUCUGGACGGCAAACCAAGGUGAAGAUGGAAAAUGUAUAUCCUGUGCAAUUUAUACAUAUGGAACGACGUCUCUGCUAUUUUUCAGGGUAAAGGUUGGAGAAGGAAUUUACUACCGGUGGUUUGAUAAAGUGGAUGGAUCCUGGAAAGAAGUGGAACGAUUCUUUUUCUUUAGAAAGAAGGAAGAAAUGGCAAAGAAUAGAGCUGAAACAAGGGCUAGAUGGGCUGAAAAUGGAUUUAUCUAA